This is a messenger RNA of Drosophila persimilis, 5118 nucleotides long. It is a transcript of the gene spir, whose product is annotated as protein spire. The transcript is spliced from 16 exons. Gene Ontology annotation, biological process: intracellular transport; cleavage furrow formation; actin nucleation. Bases 750 to 4004 code for a protein of 1084 amino acids. Gene Ontology annotation, molecular function: actin binding. Gene Ontology annotation, cellular component: cell cortex; cytoplasmic vesicle membrane. The record is from RefSeq and is a predicted model, not a curated record. NCBI's taxonomy places the organism in Eukaryota, Metazoa, Arthropoda, Insecta, Diptera, Drosophilidae.
GCGGAUAGACGACAAAUUACAAUUUUCAAAAUACACUUGACAUCAAAUUCACAGUGUCUUACAGUUUCAAACAAAGUAAACAUAUUAAAAAUUAGUGCGCGUUCAGCUGGUGGAAAUAAAAUAUAAAAGCAAAAGAAUAAUACUCGGCUCAGUGUUGGGCAGUUCGGAACAGGAGCAGCAGAAGCGACUCCAAAUAAGCCAGAGCCAAGAAAAGCAACGCAAAGCAACGCAACGCAAAGCGAAGCGAAGUAAAAGAAAAGUGCCGCAAAGAGCAUCGCAAAUAGGCGAACAUAACGGCAACAGUGCAUAAAAACGUGACGACAGCAUACAUAGUUCUGCCCGUGCAUUGCGCUCUGUGUGAUUUUCGUUUUCGUCCAGUAUUUUAUUUCCUUUUUGUGUUACUCGUAAUCUAAAAUUCUAAGUGUUCAGUGUCUGAUUUGACAAACAUACAUAUACAGAGACGUACACAUACUACUCGUACCCGUAACCGUUCCCGUACCCGUCAUAUUUCUGUGUGUAACGUCACUUGUGUGGUGGAGAAAAUCAAUUUCUGUGCUCCCAUAUAUCUGUUCAGUUUUGCCCCGAACAAUUGUUCGUGAUAAUCGUGAGUGACCCACCUGCCAUUCUGCAGCCGCAGAAAAUCCGGGCUAAACCAGACCAAAGCCGAAUCGAAUCUCCUUAUAUGUGGAGCGGUGCAGGAGACAAGGGGACCGUUGCAGCCGAGCCAGAACCCGAGUCUGGAUAGAGCCAUGACGGAGCAUCACAUGGACGUGCAGGCCGACGCGACGCAGAGUGCAUCCGAGUCCAAGGCCAUGGCUGCGCCCAAGGGCAAGUUCUCGGAGGCCGAGGAGGGCUUUCUCUCGACCUCGCCGGACAGUGCCAACGGGGACGCCCAGCAGGCCCAUACCCACACACACAUCAUCUCACACACGCACUCCAAAGGAGCUGCCAAGACCCAGACCCAGAAUGGAAACGGUACCCUGGGCAUGGGGCUGGGGGCCCCGAUGCUCCCGGGCGGCAGUCGCCAGCUCCUUCGCCAAGCAUUCUACCAGUGCUCGUGUCCGGAGCAGUGCGUCACCCUGAACAACAUACUGGACUCGUUCAAGGCCCCCCUCUCCGAGGACCAGGCCUGGGCCCUCAUCUACCAGUUCGGCUCCCUCUACUACAAGGUGGCCGCCCAGGCCCACAAGUCCGGCGGGGACUACGAGGCCGACCUUCCCAGCCGCUUCGAGCUGCACUUCCACCGCGACGGCAAUGUGCACUUCUCUGGCGCCGAGCGGCUGCCAGAGCUCGUGGAGUCGCAGGAGCAGGAGGCCUCCCAGCAGGAGCAGCAGCAGAAGCAGCCACAAAUGGAUGACAGUGCCACCAGCAGCGUGGACAGCAAUGCAGCCCUCGACAGAGCCUUUGACAACAACAAUCACGAGCAUCAUCACCACCAUCACCAUCAGCACCAUCAUCCGCACCACACGCCGCUCGUCGUCUCGCAUCGAAAGAUCAUCAGCGAAAUGGCGGAAAUCGUGUACACCGCACUGGACUACAAUCUGCCCGAGGACGAGGAGUGCCAGAUGUCGCAGGAGCUCGAGAAUCUGUUCAACUUUAUGACAGCAGAUGAGACUGACGAGGAUUGCAUCGACGAGGGCAUCGACGAGGGCGACAAGCGCUGGGACGACGAGGCGGAGGAGGAGCGCAACGAUACCAAAGAACUAGAGCACAUAAUCGAGACCUGCAGAAACCACCUGCAGAAGCCCGCCUUGGCGGACAAUCACUACAAAGCCGUGUGCCGGGCCCUGGCAACGGAGACAAUAGAGCUGCGCGUGUUCCUCCAGCAAGUCCUGAACAAUGGUGCCGAGAAGCUGAUCAAGGCCGCAGAAUCGUCUCCGACCACACAGAAAGAACUGGCGAAGCUGGGCUUCAACGACUGGGCACGCUUCUGGGUGCAGGUGAUCGACGAGCUGCGCCGCGGCGUCCGCCUGAAGAAGAGCAACUUCGAGCGCACACCCAUCGAAUACGAGCUGACGCCCUACGAGAUACUCAUGGGGGAUAUCCGAGCCAAAAAGUAUCAGUUGCGCAAGGUGAUGGUCAAUGGAGAUAUACCGCCGCGCGUCAAGAAAGAUGCUCAUGCCAUGAUCUUGGAGUUCAUUAGGUCACGGCCGCCAUUGAAGAAGGCCUCCGAACGGCAACUGGGCCCGCCCCGGAUGUGCACGCCCACGCCCAGGGAACAGCUCAUGGAGUCCAUACGGCAGGGCAAGGAGCUGAAGCAGAUCACCCCGCCAGAGGCACCCCCUCUGAGGCAGAGAAUGCUUCCAAGUGCGAACUCCACUCUGUCACGUUCCAGGCAGCGGCUCAUUAAAGUGGAUUUCUCACAGCUUCAGGACGACGAGCUCUUCUUCGAUGACUCCAGCAUGAGCAGCUCCCACUCCACAGCGGCCACACACCAGCACCACCAGCAGCACCAGCCUCACCAUGCCCAUCUAGCCGAGCUGCACCGCUGCUCGCAGCCCAAGAUGCCACCGUAUCCGUUUGGGGGCUACAUGGUGCCCAGCCAAGCGCGGCAAGAGUGCCAGGCGACGGCGACGCAGCUGCGGCCCAGACGCACAAUGGACGCAAGUGCACCCAGGCAGACCCUGCCCCAGCCACAGGCACAGGCACGGCCACCCCCGCCUGCUGAGCCAUCCUUUACGGAGGACGAGUACCACAGGUUCUUCGACAAUGCCCUGGAAUCCUACGACCUGGCCACUCAAUGCGAGUCGAGACGCGCCUCUCUGCGCCGCCACACUAUCGUGGGCUGCCAGAGCAACCUGGAGGAGACGCACUCGAUGCCACCCACGCGCCCCGAGUCGCGUCAAUCGGAUGACGCAGGCAGCCAGUCGCAGUCAGGAGCCAGCAGCGAGGCCCCAGGCAUCAGGAAGAGCCCCCUGACGGAGGGUGACCACUCGCAGACGACGGACGGGCCGCCCAGGCUGGACGAGGCUCAUUCAACAUCCUCGCUUGGCCCAUGGAACAAGUCCUUCAUGGACAAACAGACCUGGAUGGAACGGGGGGACGAUCGCCUGUCCGUAACGCUGGCGGAGAUCGUUCACAUACGUUCUGUCAUGACCAAAGCCGAGCUGGAGGGCCUGCCCAUGGAUGUGCGCGUCAAGGAGGAUGUUGAAAAGCGUCGCGUCUGCUUCCUGUGCCUGCGCACACGCUUCUCCUUCUUCGGGCCAUGGGGUAUCCAGUGCAAGCUCUGCCAGCGCACUGUCUGCGCCAAGUGCUAUACCAAGAUGCGCAUUCCCUCGGAGCACUUCAGGAACGUUCCCCUUGUGCUGAUCUCACCAUCGCUGCUGUCCAGUCCGGCCAGCUCGAGCACCCCCUCACCCUCUCACCACGCCCACCAGGCGCACUCCUCGUCGACAGGGAACAUAAUGGAUGACCAGUUCCCCAAGUCACUGAUUGAGCGUCUCCUGCGCUCCGAGUCAGAUAGAAAGACACGCAGCACUGUGGGCAGUGCACCAUCCUCACCCAAGCACCAAAGAUCAAACAUGAGCACUCCUGGCAUCAGCGUGGGGCCAGGAGCCGGCGCGUCCACCUCCGCCGCCCCUGGCCAUGCCGUGGAGGCGCUGCACGACCAGGCUGCCAUGUCCGCCUCCUACUCGUCAGCCAUGCGACCCUCGGGAGUGAUGCAGCACCACCAGAAGCACCACUACAACAACGCCAUGUCGCGGAGCAUGGAGGGACCCCGGAGUCUGCCCGUGCACAGCCCAGCAUAUCGACCGCUGUCCAACAGCAGCACCCUCGAGAGAAAAUCGCGAUUCUCGCGGGGCUUCGCCUUGUUCUCCUCGGGCAGCCAUUUGGCCCAGACCCAGGAUCAAAAGGAGAACCUGCGCGGCGAGCAGGUGCCCGUCUGCAACGACUGCCAAGGCCUCGUCAACGAGAUCACCAGCUCUGUGAAGCAGAAGCGCAGCUCUGCGAGGAACCGCACCAUUCAGAAUCUCACUCUAGAUCUAACGCCUGUCUGGAAAUAGGCACCGAACGGGCCCAGACAGAUUAAACCCUACAGUGCCACUAUGGGACACUGUUCGAAAUGGAAUCCCUCAGUUCGACAACUGAGAUAUCAAUCUUCGAGAAUAUCCCCGACUUGAUAACUUACCCUAGAAUCUAUUGAUCAAUUUAUUCGAUGACAGACCCCGGACUUUAUUUGAUAGCUGACUCUAUACCAGAAUUGUCUGAAAUCGAUGUAUUUUCAAUAUACUCGGCAUUAACUGAGCAACUGUUUAGGUGUUUUAUGGGACUACUGGAACGCACUAAACAUACGGAAGAUACAUAAUCGUACAUACGUGCGUAUUUACGGAUUGUAUUAUGGAUUAGAUGGACUGUUGUAAACGAUAAAAGAUAGAGCCUCCAGGAGACUCCCUCCCCUUGUAAAUCGUGUUAGUUUAGUGAAUAAGCAAAGGAGAGAACAAAAGAACAUUCCUGGCUGAAGCUUUGUACAUUUUCUGCCGGCUACAGAGAGAUGAUCCGCUUGAGCGCACCCCACCACAUACGAUACGAUAUGAUACAAUACGAGUAUAUACACAUAACAAUAGCUGACUAUACAUACAGUACCACAUAAAUACAAUAAACCCUAUAUAUUAUCGCAGUACAAUGCCGUUGUUUGUAAAUGUUUAAUUUAUACGUAAAUGUUGAUUAAGUAUAUACUCAUAGCUCUUAUAAGUAUCCAAGUACGAUCCAUAUGUAAUCCGUAUCUCCAGCUUGUGCUCUCGACUUAUCAAGAGAUGAUUCAGACAAAUGAUCCCAUCCCCAGUUCGAAAACAUUAUUUUGGAUAUUGUUAAGAAAUGAAUGUUGUGAAAUGUUUGUGCUUGCGCAGAUCGAAUUCUCGUUUCCUUGCGAAAUUCUCGUUGUGUUCCCCCGUCUGAUCACCUACAACGUCAAUGUAUACCGCGAGAUAGCGCUUAAUUGAUAGCCUAAUUUAAUUUUAGUCUUUGUUGCAAUGCAACCCAUACUAUUUAGUUAAUUGAUCGCAUAGUUUUAGUUUCCGCCUAUCAUCUAAGCGACGCGACCGUUCAAAUUGUACAAGCUGCGAUGCAAAGCAACCCCAAACGAAAUCAUGAAUUAUACUACCUAUCGUAAACCUUUAA